CCCUGAAGCAUGUGGCAACCCUAGUUCUAUAGCACGUGUGGUUGAAUCGACAUAAACAAAUUAUUUCCAUUAAAAUGAAGAAAAGACCCGAGGAGACUAUAAUUGAUGAGGAGGAAAGCAUGGAAGAGGAAGGGGAAGAUGGGUCUGAUGACGAAAGCGAAAUGGAUUUGGCAGCCAGCGCAACAGAAUCGGAUACAGAUGAUGAUGCUGAUGAUUCGGAUGAGGCGCAAAGUGAAACUGAGGAAACCGAGUCGCGGACAAAAACGAGGGUCGAACUCAUUGAGGAACAAAUACACAGCAAAUAUGAACAGUUAAGGGGCACACGUCUCUAUGUGCGCUUUCCCAAAAAGUUACCCUUAGACGAACAGGAAUUCGAGACGAAGGUGAAAUCGCUGCAUCCGCUGAUCUCGAAGGCAACAAAGCCACGACAAAAGCACGCGCGCUUUUGCCUUGUGGAUUUCAAAUCGAAGGAAGAUCGCGAUGCAGCCCUGGAGGAUAUGAGGAAAUCAAUUGAAACUGAUGAUGCUUUUAAGGGUUUCUUUGUCUCACUGCCAAAAACCGAUUCCGAUGACUUUGUCAACGAACUUGUUGCGCGCAAGCAGCAAUCAAUUGAGAAGCGGAAAACCAAAAGUUUGUUAAAACGCGCCAGCAAGCAAGUGAACCGCAAGGACAAUUUUACAUCUUCGGUGGUCAUCACCAAUCUGCCCAAGACCGCCUCGUUGGCUCAAGUGCGCCAACUCUUCGAGAAUGCCGUCGAUAUUCAAAUCAAACCCGGCAGAGGUAAAUUCCGUGACUUCAGCGCUGCUACUGUCACCUUACCCACAACCUUUGAGGCUAGGGGUGCUCUGAAAAAGGAUCUAAACCUUGGCGGCAGCAAACUCACGUUGCGUUUCAAUACCCAGCAGAAGAAACGGCGACCGAGGAAGAACGAGAGGAAGCGUUCAGCGACUGGCGAACCUCAGCCCAAGAAACACAAGAAUAAGAAGGCGAAACAGGAUGUGACGGCUGAAUAGAAAAAUAGUUUAAAUAUCAACUAUUUAGAAUAACCCCUAACUAAUAUCUGUAGUAUCUGCCUUUUUUAUAAGAUCUGAUAAAAUGUUUAAUAAACAAAUGUUUAAUGUUUAAAUGUU
This is a messenger RNA of Drosophila grimshawi, 1130 nucleotides long. Its product is annotated as nucleolin. The coding region runs from base 75 to 1013 and encodes 312 amino acids. Gene Ontology annotation, molecular function: nucleic acid binding. The record is from RefSeq and is a predicted model, not a curated record. The transcript has a single exon. NCBI's taxonomy places the organism in Eukaryota, Metazoa, Arthropoda, Insecta, Diptera, Drosophilidae.